AUGACCUCUGCUGUGGCUUACUUUUGUUUUGUCCCUGUCGUCCCCGCAGAUGCCCCGGUGGCAGAGCUACAUGACCUGUUCUGCAAGAAGCUGCAGCAGUGCUGCGUGCUCUUUGAUUUCCUGGACUGUGUGGCCGACCUGAAAGGGAAGGAGAUCAAACGUGCGGCGCUGAACGAGCUGGUGGAGAGCGUGGCCACGAGCAGAGGGGUCCUCAUAGAACCUCUCUACCCCGAGGCGAUAAAAAUGAUCUCAGUUAAUAUUUUCCGCACGCUUCCUCCCAGCGAGAAUCCAGAGUUUGACCCCGAGGAAGAUGAGCCGACACUGGAGGCCUCAUGGCCACAUCUGCAGCUGGUCUACGAGUUCUUUCUGCGAUUUCUUGAAAGUCCGGACUUCCAGCCCUCCAUGGCCAAACGCUACAUCGACCAGAAGUUCGUCCUGCAGCUCCUGGAGCUGUUUGACAGCGAGGACCCCAGGGAGAGGGAGUACCUGAAGACCAUCCUGCACCGUGUUUACGGAAAAUUACUGGGCCUUCGAGCUUACAUCCGCAAACAGAUCAACAACAUCUUCCUCAGGUUCAUUUAUGAAACUGAGCACUUCAACGGAGUGGCAGAGCUGCUGGAAAUCCUCGGCAGCAUCAUCAACGGCUUCGCUCUGCCCCUGAAGGCCGAGCACAAGCAGUUCCUGGUGCGAGUCCUCAUCCCCCUUCACACUGCCAAGUCCCUCUCCAUCUUCCAUGCACAGCUGGCCUACUGUGUGGUGCAGUUCAUGGAGAAAGAUGCUACAGUGACUGAAUAUAUUAUCAGAGGGCUGCUCAAGUACUGGCCGAAAACCUGCACCCAGAAAGAGGUGAUGUUCCUGGGGGAGAUCGAGGAGAUCUUGGACGUGAUAGAGCCGUCGCAGUUCAUCAGGAUCCAGGAUCCGCUCUUCAAGCAGAUAGCAGCCUGUAUCUCCAGCCCUCACUUCCAGGUAGCGGAACGAGCUCUCUACUUCUGGAACAACGAGUACAUCCUCAGUCUGAUCGAGGAGAACUGUCAGGUCAUCCUGCCGCUGGUGUUCGCCACCCUCUACAGAGUCUCCAAGGAGCACUGGAACCAGACCAUCGUGUCUCUGAUCUACAACGUGCUCAAGACCUUCAUGGAGAUGAACAGCAAACUGUUUGAUGACCUCACCGCCUCCUACAAAGUGGAGAAACAGAAGGAAAUGAAGCGGGAACGGGAGCGUGUGGAGCUCUGGCGAGGCCUGGAGGAGUACCAGGAGCGCCGGAUGCAGAUGCUGACAGAGGCCGCCAGGAACCAGCGCAACCUCCAGGAGCGGGACGAGAGAGGGGACCCCCUGAGCGCUUCGUCCCCGCAGACGGCUCAGUCUGACCAGCCUGAGCUCAAACCCAGCGGAGCCUCGUCUGGAGCCGGGGAGAGCGCCACCUAGGUCCUGCCUCCCCCUUCAACAACACAGAAAGGAUAACACAGGGGGGGAAGGGGGUUGGGGACUUGAGGUUGAUGGUGUUGGGAGACAGAAAAAGGUAUAAAAUAAUUUCUUUCUCUUCUUGUGUCAUCGAGGUGGCAGCUUCUUGUAAAAAAAAAGAAAAAGGUGCAAUCUCUGUGAUGCAACACCAUACCUUCUUUCUGGCAGCGUUGUGUGAAACUGGUUCACUUUUAGCUGUGCACACAUCGUGUUGCAGCUCAUAAGAUCUAAAGGUGCAAACUGUCCUUUUAUUUAUUAGCUGGUUUACUCAACUGCAGGCCAGAACUUAGAAUCAGUAGCUGGCUUAGUUUAAACCAGCCGUAAACGUACGAGAACAAAAACGUCUCUUUAACGCGUUUCUCUCCGUUUCACGGACGGAGCCGCAGUCCGUACUGCGGCCUCGUAUCUUUUGGCCAGAGGUGCUUAUUCCACGCGUGAAUAGCACAAUACGCGAACAAACAGAUGAAGCGAUUUCACACAAAUGUCCCAAAGCCAUCGCCGCACAGACGAGACACGCGAACCGCCGACGUACACGCAGGUAUUUACUGUAAAUAUCAGAGCUCCAGAGAGUGUAUGCUGGUCGGACGAACCUCACACAACUGAUUCAGACGGUAACACACACGCACACACACAUUUACUGAGACACAAACGUCUGGUUGUGGCGCUAACUCCUCUCCCAGUCGGCUGGGUUCCACCUAAACACGACGCAAAGUUCCUUCAACUACGGCUGAUGAUGAUGAUGAUAUAAAGUACAAUAACGUUUCUUCUUCUUACUUGUUACUCUACUACUCUACUCUAAGUACUACUGAUGUUUUUAUAUAUAUACAUAUGUCUGGAUAUUUCUGUAGUGUAUUAUGGGAGAAACACUAGUGUAGCAGAAACCAUAAAGAGGAAGGCCGAGUUGAAUUCACAAUAUAGUUACGAGGACGUGACGAAUGCCCCUUUAACACACAAGGAGGGGAGGAACGAACUGGGUCGGAUGUGGCAGGUUUUCUUCUACUUCGAAACGCUUGUGGCGUGGCAGGUUUAUUUUUUGGGGUUGUGUAAAACCUCAAAGCAACCCUCGGUUAAAUGUCGAAAAUAUUCUUUUCAUGCCAGAGACACGUCUAAAUAGAAUUAAAUACGACACCGGAGGUGAGAGGAGGGUUCAGGAAUCAUCUACAGCUCGUUUAACGUUCGUAUAGCUCGUGUUGCCUCUGAAUUAUAUUGAGCUAGAUUAAAUCCUGUUAACGUCGUACGAAUACGUGCGUGACAAAUGUUCACAUUUGUAUAAUUCUACUUAAAAUAAAGCAAGGAUGCAGAAAAUUUCCUCAUAUUCUCCUGUUUAGAAAAGGUGAUGUUUCUGGUUCUACAUCAGUGGUUUUUUUUAAUACAAUUUAUUAAUUAAUAAGCAGAGAAGGUGUCCAACUUCAGUGUUU
Nematolebias whitei (Rio pearlfish) is the source of this 2879-nucleotide messenger RNA. It is a transcript of the gene ppp2r5b, whose product is annotated as protein phosphatase 2, regulatory subunit B', beta. Bases 1 to 1425 code for a protein of 474 amino acids. The transcript is spliced from 13 exons. Gene Ontology annotation, cellular component: protein phosphatase type 2A complex; cytosol; nucleus. NCBI's taxonomy places the organism in Eukaryota, Metazoa, Chordata, Actinopteri, Cyprinodontiformes, Rivulidae. Gene Ontology annotation, biological process: protein dephosphorylation; signal transduction. Gene Ontology annotation, molecular function: protein phosphatase activator activity. The record is from RefSeq and is a predicted model, not a curated record.